Messenger RNA from Camelina sativa (false flax), 1501 nucleotides. RefSeq names its product RNA-directed DNA methylation 4. NCBI's taxonomy places the organism in Eukaryota, Viridiplantae, Streptophyta, Magnoliopsida, Brassicales, Brassicaceae. The record is from RefSeq and is a predicted model, not a curated record.
CAAUCCCGGUUUAUCUGAUGGAAUUCAAUCCGGUCGAUCACAAAAUUAUCGAAAACCGAACAACAAACUAAAACGGCGUCGCUUUGUGUUGUAGUCUGUGUAAUCAGAAAAACGCAGCUAAAUUCUUCGUCCUCUCUCUCAUUCCCACCAUUAGCAUUAGGGCUCUCUCUAAAUUUCUCAGUCUCUUUGUAUCGUCAUCGAUCUUUCGCAGAGCUCAAGAGGCAGCGGGUUCACUAUGGAUGCGGUGGGUGAAGGUUCUUCUACUCAAAAGAAUGAGGUAGGAGAGAAGCCUGUGAUUGUUAGAGUGAAGCGAAAAGUUGGACAGUCUUUGCUCGAUGCUUUCUGGUUGGAGAUAAAUGAAAGACCACUCAAACGGCAGACUCUGGCUUUAUCACAGCUUUCUAUUUCAAAUUCAGGAGAGAAAGGUUCUUCUGUGUCAGAGGACGUAAAACCGAAGAAGGUGCUAGUGCGGCAUUUGGAGACAGUCACAGACUCUGAUACCACGGCUGACAUUAUCCACUCUUUCUUUGAGUCUGAUCUUAAUGACAAAAGUGGCAGUAAAGGAAAGUUUGAGGAGCGGAAAUUUUCUUUCAAGAAAGACAAUAGAAAGGAACAGCGCCUGACCAAAGCUGUGCAACAGCAACAGAUUGCUGCAGAGAAUGCUCGGUUUGAGCAGAUAUGGCGGAGUAGGAAUGGAAACACGGAAGGCAUCCAUGAUAGGUGUCAUUUCUAUGACGUUCUUCGUGUUGAUGCUGAAGAAAUACGAGACAAUGCACAAGAGGUUACUUCCUUGGAGGACCAGAUAAUGCUCGCUAGUUUCUUGCCUCUUCUCAGAGAGUGUAUUCCAACAGCAGCUGAAGAGAUUGAGGCUGAUAUUCAUUCUAGUCGCACCGAAGAAUAUGUUUAUGACUAUUAUGCUGUGAACGAAGAGAUGGAUGUCUGCGAAGAUAGUUCCAAGAGCCAGUUUCCUCUUGUCAUAGUCGAGGAUGAAGAAGACUUCUGCGAUGGACCUGAUGAAUCAGACUACGACUCUGAUGAUUCCAAUGCUGAAGAGCACCCAAAGAACGAUUACUCAGAAGAGAUCUCUGAAGACGAGGAGGAAGAAAAAAAAGAAGAAGAUGAUGAUGAUGAAACAGAUGAAGAAAAGAGUGAAUCCUCUGAUGAAUCAGAAGACGAGGAGACUGCAGAAAGACAUGUGAGAAGGGUCCUUGGAGACGACGAGUUUGAUGAUUAUGAAGAUUAUGGAGCGGAUGCGGAUGGAUAUGGGGACAGCGAUGAGGAGUUCGAGUCUAAUAAAUGGUCUUACCGAUGAGUUUUGUGUACUUAAUGAAGAUUAUGCUUGUGUUAUAUUCUGAUUAAGAGACAGUGAAGACCAUUAGUGGUAAGGCCGUGGAUCAAAAUUGUUGACUCCACUGUUAAACAAAAGUAACCAGAAGUUGGUAGCUCGCUUAGAUGUCCGUUAAAAAUAAUGUGUGUCCAGAAGUGAUGCAUUAUGAAAUUA